AUGGGCAGAUUAUAUACCAAACCCACACAUUUCGCCGAAGAAGACGUUGUUCCGUAUAGCAAGAAAGAGGUCGUGAACUGCCUAUUCUUCAAUAUGCCUACAGUCUACCCCGAGAACGACUUCGAGCCAUUGACUAUGGACUUGUGGCCUGAGUACGUGCCAGCGCAGGAUGGAAGCCUCACAGAAGCGGGAAACAGGCUCGCGAUGCUCGUGAUGGGCAUCUUCGGCGAGUUAGCUUUAAGUGUUUGUGCCAGGUCACGUCAGGCCUUCAGAGGUAUAACACAUAUCGAGAAUUGCGAUGGCCUGUUUGUCGUGUUGGAGCAUCCGAGAUCAGCGAGAGGGGAUACCGAAAUUGGAGACUAUAAGCCAACGAUGGCUCUUUGGACGGCCGUCCUCGAAGAGCUUCAGCUCUCUGACAACGUUCGCGUGAAACAGGUGAUGAGGACUUACUCGACGGAUCCCGUAACCGUCCAAUCUUUGAGGAAUCUUCUGGAAACCAUUGCGGCAGCAAGAAAAGCUGACCAGAGCUUCAGCGUUGCCUUGCGCUUCUCAGCACCUACCCCGAGACUGCAUGUUUCGGUCCCUGGUGUGUCUGUUGCAUCCGCUCACAGCCUAGUGGAACUGGAAUCAGACUCACGAUCAGCGGUAACAGGGCAACAAGUCAAUCAAUAUGUUCUGUUGCUGACGGUUGCGAAAGAUUUGCUCCGUGCUGCUCUGGGAGCAACGACGCACGACGGGUUUGCGGCUACGAGGUAUGAGGUGGAAAGAUACCUUAGGAAGGCCGUCCGACGAGCGGGUCGUCACGACGAUCCAGGUGCCAGCUCCCAAGUCGAAGCAGCGUCAUAUUGA
Molecule: messenger RNA, 849 nt
Organism: Exophiala xenobiotica
Lineage: Eukaryota; Fungi; Ascomycota; Eurotiomycetes; Chaetothyriales; Herpotrichiellaceae
Exons: 2
Coding region: 1-849 (282 amino acids)
Source: RefSeq, a predicted model, not a curated record